Messenger RNA from Triplophysa rosa, 9711 nucleotides. Its product is annotated as receptor tyrosine-protein kinase erbB-4-like. Gene Ontology annotation, molecular function: epidermal growth factor receptor binding; ATP binding; transmembrane receptor protein tyrosine kinase activity. Lineage: Eukaryota; Metazoa; Chordata; Actinopteri; Cypriniformes; Nemacheilidae. The transcript has 28 exons. The record is from RefSeq and is a predicted model, not a curated record. Gene Ontology annotation, cellular component: basal plasma membrane; signaling receptor complex. Bases 270 to 4475 code for a protein of 1401 amino acids. Gene Ontology annotation, biological process: positive regulation of cell population proliferation; positive regulation of kinase activity; multicellular organism development.
GCAGCGCUGAAGAGCGUCUGAAGAGAGUAAUGGCAUGAGCUUUGCGUCGAGAUCCCGUCAAACCACAGUACUGCGAAUUUCUCGCACCUAAACUUUUACGCUGUUUACGGAGGACUAUUUACCAAUUACACGGAGCGUCUCGUUGAAUUAUUUGCAUCAACACACAGCAGGACCACUUCAGAAGUCACUCCAGAGCAGUUGCGUGCCAAGACAUUUUAAAUAUAAAGGAUAUGAUAUUGGACAUGUGAAAUACAAGGGUAACUUCAAAAAUGAAGCUGGCGUCUUGUCUGUGUUGCCUCGGCUUUCUUCUCACUUCAGUGGCGAUCCGGCUGAGCCACUCGCAACAAGUAUGCACCGGCACAGAGAAUAAACUGAGCACUCUGUCAGACUUGGAUCAGCAGUAUCGGACCCUUCGCAAAUAUUACGAGAACUGCGAGGUGGUGAUGGGCAACCUGGAGAUCACCAGUAUCGAUCGCAGUCGUGACCUGUCGUUCCUCAGGUCCAUUCGGGAGGUGACCGGAUACGUGCUCGUGGCGCUGAAUCAGUUUGAAUAUCUGCCCUUGGAGAAUCUGCGCAUCAUUCGCGGGACCAGGCUAUACGAAGACCGCUACGCGCUGGCUAUCUUCCUCAACUACCGCCGAGACGGCAACUUCGGUCUCCGUCAGCUCGGCCUCAAGAACCUCACGGAAAUUCUGAAUGGAGGGGUGUACGUGGACCAGAACAAGUUCCUGUGUCAUGCUGAUACCAUCCACUGGCAGGACAUUGUGAAGAACGCCCGGACUGAUCACCUGGUUGUGCCGUCCAAUAGCAGCAGCUCUUGUCAGAGAUGUCACAGAGCAUGCAAUGGACGCUGCUGGGGACCAAAGGAGAACCAAUGUCAAAGCUUGACGAAGACAGUGUGUGCUGAGCAGUGUGAUGGCCGCUGUUUCGGGCCGUACGUCAGCGACUGCUGUCAUCGCGAGUGUGCUGGAGGCUGUUCGGGCCCAAAGGACACAGACUGCUUCGCCUGCACAAACUUCAACGACAGUGGCGCAUGUGUAACGCAAUGCCCACAGCCCUUCGUCUACAACCCCACCACAUUCCAGCUGGAGCACAACUCACGGGCCAAAUACACCUACGGAGCAUUCUGUGUCAAAAAGUGCCCACAUAACUUCGUGGUGGACCACAGCUCUUGUGUCAGGGCCUGUCCGAGCAACAAGAUGGAGGUGGAGGAGAACAGGAUCAAGAUGUGCAUUCCCUGCACUGAUAUCUGCCCAAAAGCAUGUGAUGGCAUUGGCACUGCCAGUCUUCAGGCGGCUCAAACCGUCGACUCCAGCAACAUUGACCGAUUCAUCAAUUGUACCAAGAUCAACGGCAACCUUGUGUUUCUCAUCACAGGGAUUAAAGGGGAUGUAUACCACAAUAUAGAGCCCCUGGAUCCAGAGAAACUCAAUGUGUUCCGCACCGUUCGGGAGAUUACCGGUUUUUUAAACAUUCAGUCUUGGCCGGAAAACAUGACUGAUUUGAGUGUCUUCUCCAAUCUGGCAACCAUUGGUGGCAGGUCUCUCUACAGUGGCAUCUCCCUACUGGUGUUAAAGCAGCAGUGGAUUUCCUCACUGCAGCUGCAGUCGCUCAAUGAGGUUAGUGCAGGAAACAUCUACGUCUCUAACAACAGCCAACUUUGCUACUACAACACCGUCAACUGGACGCGCCUUUUCCGCACCAACACCCAGAAGGCCCUGAUCCGCAAUAACCGGGACCCCAAAGAGUGUAUUUUAGACCGUAUGGUAUGUGAUCCAUUGUGUUCGGAUACCGGCUGCUGGGGUCCGGGGCCUGACCAGUGCCUGUCCUGUCGGUUCUUCAGCAGGGGCCGCACCUGUGUAGAGUCAUGCAACCUGCAUGAAGGACUGUCUGGCUCUAGGCCCAAGCUGUUCACCAGGCCCUACAUUGUCGAGAAGCGGGAGGCAGGUUCGGAGAGGGACUUGCGUGAAUUUGCUAAUGGCUCAGUGUGCUUGGAGUGUGAUGCACAGUGUGAGGUGGCAGAAGAUGAUGGUCUUACCUGCACUGGACCUGGUCCUGAUCACUGUGUUAAAUGCCUUCACUUUAAGGACGGGCCCAACUGUGUGGAGAAAUGCCCUGAUGGCCUCCAGGGAACAAACAGCUUCAUCUUCAAAUACGCUGAGACCAACAAUGAGUGUCACCCUUGCCAUGUCAACUGUACCCAGGGAUGCACUGGACCCCGUCUACAAGACUGCAUUGGUAUGAUGGACAGGACUCCGCUCAUUGCCGCCGGGGUUAUCGGUGGGCUGUUUGUGGUGAUCAUCGUGGGCUUGAGCAUUGCAAUAUCAGUUAGGAGGAGAAGAAUAAAGAAGAAGAGAGCCCUGAGACGCUUCCUGGAGACUGAGUUGGUGGAGCCCCUUACGCCCAGCGGUGCGGCCCCCAACCAGGCACAGCUGCGCAUUCUGAAGGAGACUGAGCUGAAAAGGGUAAAGAUCCUCGGAGCCGGAGCCUUUGGCACUGUUUACAAGGGCAUCUGGGUACCCGAGGGCGAGACUGUGAAGAUUCCUGUGGCCAUAAAGAUCUUGAACGAGGCAACAGGCCCCAAAGCCAACGUAGAGUUUAUGGAUGAGGCUCUGAUCAUGGCCAGCAUGGAGCAUCCUCACUUAGUGCGGCUGUUGGGUGUGUGCCUGAGCCCCACCAUCCAGCUGGUCACUCAGCUAAUGCCCCACGGCUGUCUGCUGGACUAUGUGCAUGAGCACAAGGACAACAUUGGCUCCCAAUUACUGCUCAACUGGUGUGUUCAGAUCGCCAAGGGUAUGAUGUACUUGGAGGAGAGGAGACUUGUGCACCGGGAUCUGGCAGCUCGGAACGUCCUGGUGAAAUCAUCCAAUCAUAUAAAGAUCACAGACUUUGGUCUGGCUCGUCUCCUGGAUGCAAAUGAGAAGGAAUAUAAUGCAGAUGGGGGCAAGAUGCCUAUAAAGUGGAUGGCAUUGGAAUGUAUCCACUACAGGAAGUUCACCCACCAGAGUGAUGUCUGGAGUUACGGAGUGACGAUCUGGGAGCUGAUGACAUUUGGAGGAAAGCCAUAUGACGGAAUCCCAACACGAGAGAUUCCCGACCUACUGGAGAAAGGAGAGAGACUCCCUCAGCCUCCCAUCUGCACUAUUGACGUCUACAUGGUCAUGGUCAAAUGCUGGAUGAUAGAUGCAGAUAGCAGACCCAGAUUUAAAGAGCUCGCUGCAGAAUUCUGUCGAAUGGCAAGAGACCCACAACGUUACCUAGUGAUCCAGGUAAGAGUCUUGCAGGGAGAUGACCGCAUGAAGCUGCCCAGCCCCAACGACAGCAAGUUCUUCCAAAGUCUUUUAGAUGAAGAGGAGCUGGAAGAUCUGAUGGACGCUGAGGAGUAUUUGGUGCCACAAGCCUUCAGCGUUCCUCCUCUGGCAUAUACAACCAGAUCACGCAUGGACCCAAAUAGAAACCAGUUUGCAUACCAGGAUGGAAGUUUUGGCAUGGAGGAGAUGAUGGCCACUAUCCCUCGGGUCGUGGCUGUGUCCGCAGUAAGCCCAGCUUGUUCCUCUCAGAAACAAUCUGUGGCCCAUCAGGGGGCCUCAGGGUCCUCCGAGGCAUUUGAAGACGGCCGCUGUAAUGGAACUCUCAAGAAGAAGGCUUCGCCCAGGGCGAGCACCGGGGAGGACAGCUGUGGUCAGCGUUACAGCGCAGAUCCAACUGUGAUACUAUGCGAACGUGGAGCCAGAGCUGAGACUGACCAGGAUGGAUACAUGGGCGCCAUGGACAAAAAACCCACAGAUUAUCUCAACCCAGUGGAGGAGAACCCCUUCGUCACCCAUCGCCGAAACGGUGAGGUCCACGCACUAGAACGAGCUUACCACAGCGCCUCAAAUGGACAGCCCAAAGUGGAAGAAGAGUAUGUCAACGAUCCGCUUUACCUCAACACCUUCCACAACUCUGGGGAAAAGAGUCACAAUGUCCUGAGGAAGAACGGAGUCCCCGUGGCUCACCCAGCGGCAGCAGCGACAGUAGCAGCAGCAGCUAAUUCUGCCGCUUCCAACAGCCAGAAUCUAGCCCAAAUCGUGCAACCAGCAGCACCCGGUGCCCAAACCACAGCACAGCCUCUAUACCAAGGCCAACAAGGCAUCUCCAUACUCUCAGGCCACACCCUCCACUCUGCCCACCCUGGACACACCCUUCAUCCAAAGCACAUCCUUCAUCCCAUUCACUCCGGGACCAUCAUGGCCGACAAAAAACCCAAAAAGACAUUCGACAAUCCCGAGUACUGGCAGCACAGUCUUCCGCCCAAAGCAACUCUUCACAGCCCCGAGUAUCUGCAGGACUGCAGCACACGCUUCUUCUACCGGCAGAACGGUCGGAUUCGGCCCGCCGUGGCUGAGAACCAGGAGUACCUGACGGAGUAUGCGCUAAAGCCGGGCACGGUGUUGCCACCUCCCCCUUACCGCCAGAGGAACACUGUUGUGUAGCAACAUCUGCCGAUGGAAGCGAAAGUGGAUACAGGUAGAAAGAGAGACCCUCAUAUUGUGUUCUCACCCUGGCUCUCUCACACCAGCAUCCGGUUGUCUCCUAUCCUCUCCGACCUGGAUUUUAACCGUCAACAACCUGGAACUGAUGCGCUUGAGUCACUCCAGACGCGUUGGUCACAGAUGACCACAUAAGUCAAAGCUCCUCGCUUGUCUUUCCUCACUUUGAUCACCGUAUAGACCUGUCUCCCACCCCACCCUUUGGAAAGCUAUAUAACUGUACUCUUCCCAUCAUAUGGCAGAUGUUACAUUCAGUACAAGAGGUACUUGUAUUUGAGUACAAGCCCAACGCCACACUGUAUUUGGACAUAAAAUGAAAAUGCAAUGGGCUUUAAUCUUGUGUUUAUUCGGGUUUGGGAUUUUGAUUUAAAGCUGCAAUAUGGUUGUAAUUUAUCACUUUGACUAUUGUUGCUGUUGGUAUUGAACACGGUAUAGUUUAUUUUAGCAAUCCAUAUAACCUGGAGCUCACUGAGAUCCUUUGUCGUGUAGCCUUCUCAUUGGGCUCUGGGAUGGAGGAUAUGACCAGUCAGCAAUUGAACUGUACGCUAAAUGCUGUUCCAUACAUACAUGGUUUGUACGCAUAUGUAUCAUAUCGCUCAAGCAAGGCACUUUUAUUUUUCCUCUUAAUACUUUUGAGCCAUCUCUUUGUUUUAAGCAAGACUGGAUAUUUUCCACCUGUUUGUACACUGGUAACAGUCCCGCUGUCCACAUUAGACUACUGAGCGACACAGCAGCAAUGGAAAACAACAUGUGUAAAGAAAACAUGAUAAAAAGAAACGAGCCAUGCUGAGAAAUGCCACCAGUAACUCUUAUAUGAAAUCCAGAAGCCAGGCUUUACUGCAGCCUGAAUCAAUAACUUCAUAAAACGAGAUCUGCAACCGUCUACUGUAAUCAUGCUUUUAUUGUUGAUCUUGCCAGCAUCGAUCUGCACACUCACACGGUUGUCACUUUAAGGUACCCUUCCUUUGUUUUUGCCAUUUAAUGUGGGGAAUUUAAAACCCAAACUGGAUCUACCGUGAACUUCAGAAGCUAAAAUCAAUACUAGCCAACCCAACAUGUCUGUCUCGUGCAGACGGACGUACGCCGAAUGGAUAUUUACACAGCUAUGGGAGACCGGGUUUGCACGAAAGACUUAACGGCACACAACUCCUGGCUCCAGUUUUGAAAUAUGGCCGGACAACUGUUAUAACUGUAUAAACUUAAAGAUCACAUGCGAAUCCAUCCAACAGAAGUCUGAGAUGCACAUAACCUGCAGUGGGAAAUGAUUAAGAUGGCUGCUUUCUCUAGCUGUGUUCAUAAUAAAUGUGACUUUGGAGACGUAUGAAACAGAAGACAGGAAUACCAUCAUGCCACGAGGAACAAAUGAGAAUGCGGGAAGGGAACGUUUGCCCCAGGGCUAGAGAUGAGACUGCCUCAAAUCUGUCAUCUCCAUUUGAACUGUCUCCCAUAAUGACUUUCUAUAUGGAGUGUUGAAGUUCCAGAAUACUCAUGGAAGUAACAGCAAGGAUGGGUUUAGAGGUUUAGCGUUUUGUUCCACUCGAAAGGUGCGACAUCCUGGAUAUGAACCAUGACAUCCAUGUUUCUAGAUUUGUGUAUAGUUUUGAACACUGCCAGGCACUUUGCUUCUCUGUUGAGAGGAAUAAUAAUGUGAUGUUGGUGGCUGGGAGAUGUGAGGUUUUUAUAGCAUUUAACAACCUGGCACAGCCGCGUGCGUUUGUUUUGAACACCAACAGCACUGAUUGAAUUACGAUGAUCAUAGUCGACAUGACUAUAGCAAACAUCACCUAUCCAUGCGCGUUUGUUUUGCUGCAUCGUGUUUUUUGUGUGUCUGUGUGUGUGUGUGUGUGUGUGUGUGUGUGAAGGUUUUGCGGUUCCAUGGAGCACUUUAAAUAUUGAACAUAGCAAAAAUAGAAAGGAAAGAUAUUUUCAUUAUGGGUAUUACGGUUCCCAUGUGACAAUAGAUUAGACAAAUGACAUUUUUGGCGCUCUACUGAAAAACAAAAUCAGGGAAUUUUAGUGACAUGUGAUUUUGCCAAACACAGAUGUUUACUAAUGAAAGUGUUUAUCGCAAGCUUUUCAACUGUCUGAAAAAGAAUUCUCAGCCAAUUCGUAUCUAGCUAAAGCAACUGCUUAAUAAGAUAUUGAUAUAAGAUUUAAAUAUGACUAUUCUUAGACACACCUCUAACAAUAAUAUAAGAAACGUUUAUAGAUCUUGAAUCACAUACUUGAAAUUGAGUCAUUUUAGCUCCGAUAGAGUUUGGGAGAACUUGUUUUUACAUUUAUGAUGUAAGUACAAUGUGUAGAAUUAAGGCCAUAUGAUAUUUCAAUUCAUGCUUAUGUUUGUGAUAAGCCCAAAUGCUUAGUUAUAUAAGGCGUCUAUGGCCUAGGUUAUCCAAAACGCCCAAAGAAGGCAAUGCUAUUCAGUUUCAGUCCCGGAGGGUUUAGUUCCAACCAUAAUAAUAAGGAUCAAUAUUGUUCAAGUUUGUUUAAAAGCAGGCGUGUUGCUUUUCAGCGAAACUGUCCAGGACAGCAACCCUUCGGGAUUUGGGUUGAAUAGCCUUGACCUCAGGUAUCACCCACUCUUACGAGAGUAUGAAUCAUUGUAGACCCUUUCGGUUACCACAGGUCGGAUGGAGAUAGAAAAGCCCUAUGUGAUGGGAAUAUAAUUAUCGUGCUUAAACUACUGUUACCGUCCUGCAGCGAAGUAAAUCGUCUGUAGCAAAGCUUCUGUGAAUACAGGGUGGAUAGAGAUCUACUUAAUUCAUCAAGCUGCAAAUUGAGGAACAUGAGAUGGAGAAACUGUAACUGGUAUAUCUGGAUGACUCAUAAAUGUGUAAACGCUUUUACAGAAGAAAUGUAUUCUCUCUAGGAACGCUUGGAGGUGAUGUUUGGAUAGAGCACAAAUGUUUUGUCUCAAUGCACAUUGUUGAGUGGAGUAACUCACAAUUAUCUCGAAAAACACUUGCUGUAAGACCUUGGAAAUGAACUUGUAAAUAUAUGAUUUUAUAAGGGGAUUGGAGAUGUUCAUGUAUGUAAGGAGGGAUAUUGGUGAAGGCUUCUCACUUUAUGUUCAAUCUUUUUACAUUUGCAUUUAACAAACGUUUUUAAUACAACGCACAUUUAUUCAUCAGGUAAUUGUGAUACACAUGAUUUAGGUUGUGUGUUAAGGUACACAUGAAAUCCCUGCUUAAUUGACCUUAAACGAAUCCUACAAUUAUAAGAGUGUUGUCAUGACCCUGAUCUUUUACAGUGUUGAGAGCUGUAGCUUUACAAACUACUGCUUGCAUAUAUAUAUAUAUAUAUAUAUAUAUAUAAGCAAUGUUAUUUUAUUUUCUGUAAGUGUAUUGGGGUACUUAUGGUAUGUUAUGGCACUUAUUGUUUAAAAAACAGUAGUAUCUUCAAGGCCCUAUGUGGGGAUCCCACUAAGAUCCAUUUUGGUAUGCCCUGGGCUGUUCUUAAAGGGAUGCUCCACCCAAAAAUGAAAAUUCUGUCACGAAUUACUCACCGUCUAGUUGUUCCAAAACUGUAUACAUUUCUUUGUUCAGUUAUAAGAUAUUUGGACGAAUGUUAGCAAAUGUCAAUUGUGGGGCAUCGUUGACUACCAUAGUGGGAAGAAAUUCUUGUCAUUUUUUUGUUCUGUUGAACACAAAAGAAUAGAUUUUGAAGAAUGUAGGGAAGCAAACAGUUCUGGGGCACAUUGACUUCCAUUUUCAUUUUUCAGUUUCAGUUUUUCCUACUAUGGUAGUCAAUGAUGCUCCAGAAAUCUCAGUUGCAAACAUUCUUCCAAAUACCGUUCUUUGUGUUCAGCAGAACAAAGAAAUGUAGACAGAUUUGGAACAACUCGAGGGUGAGUAAUUCAUGACAGAAUUCUCUUUAAUUUUAGCGACAGCCUUGGAUUAAAUUAAUUUUCAGUAUUUAAAUAUUGAGUUGUCCUUUGCUAAUCUGAUCGUGUGCUUGCAUAUCACAGUAUCUGCAGCAAUGUUCAGAAGCACCAUGGAAACAAGCACUGUGUUUGUUACUGGGUCCUUAUUGCUUAUUUAUUGACCUCUCUUUUUAUUGUUUUUUUUUUUGUCUUUUUGUUAUGCUCACUGGAAUUUUGCAUGUGAUCAUAUAGUCGGGAAGUAUGGAUAGAUUAAGCACAGUUAAUACGCCAUUUUAUAUCACAAGGACAACUUAAAGGAGGAUGUCAUCUUCCCACGGCAUUGACAUUUGAAAUGGUUGUUCUUCAUCAUUUUACUACUGUAUGUCAAUGAGAAAAUGUGAAUAGUAUUUUUAUAGACAGUUGAAUUGGCCAGAUGUAUUUGUAAAUAGCUGGAAAGCUCAUGACCCUUUUUAAACUGAUGUUUUUUUUUCCAUUUUCUUUUUACACCUAUAUUGUGUGUGACCAGUUAUUCUUAUUUGAUGGCUGUAUAUAUCUGUAAUUUGAACAGCACAUAUUUGAUUUUGUAGACCUUGCAGUUUCUUUUAGUAAUUUUGGUGUUUUUGUGACUGUAUGUAGCCCAGCUUGGUGCAUUUUGUGUUAUCCUCUGCCUGAGCUCAGGAGGUAGAGGAUGUUUUCUUUCGGUCAUGCUCCUUUACCCAUCACCCCACAUCCUCGAUUUUCUCUUUUUGUACAGAAUCCAGCGUGGGGAAUGUGACAAUAGCAUUUGUAUCUCCCAGGAUCUCUCUUGAGCCCGAGUUAGGCUUUUCCUGACUUCGGUCCUGGUCACAUCGGUAGUGUCUAGUAUACUUUCUCAGUGUAUACUUCAUAUUCAUACAGCAAUCCCUUAUUUUCUUUCACAACCGCAGCCAGCCACGUUGUUAACCCUCUGAGCUCAGCCCAGCGCAUGGCUGUAAGCUCUAACAACUGCAAAAAGCCACAAUUCUGUUCAUGGCCUUUGCAGAUUCGCCCAUCUCUCCAGGAGAUUCAUAAGCCAGCGUGUGUUAUUCGCCCUGUCAGGUGGACUAAUUGCCUGAAGGGUCCAUUUGGUCACGAUGGUCUUGAGUGACGGCUUGUCAAAACUAAAGUCAAGUCUUGUCAUUUUUGAUACAGGGAUGAAGAGAGAGUCGAGGAGUCACUGGUUGAAUAGCUCAUCUUUCCUCCAUUGCUUUCUCAUUCCCCAAAGCUAGCAUUUAAAUACUGUUUCACAGUUUUGUUACCUGAAUCUAUAUUUUUAAUUUAAUAUAAAUAAAUACAACA